This is a messenger RNA of Peronospora belbahrii, 471 nucleotides long. NCBI's taxonomy places the organism in Eukaryota, Oomycota, Peronosporomycetes, Peronosporales, Peronosporaceae. The record is from the annotation of a GenBank genome assembly.
AUGCAAGACCAAGAGAAGCCCCCAUCGUUUCCAAAUGUACCCAAGAGUUCUUUAUUUUCCAGACUGGAAGCGUUUCUACCUGUGAUGGCUGAGGAGAACAAGAAACUGAACGACGCAGUAGCAGGAGGUGAAGCCUACAAGCACAGUAUUGAAGUGGAAGAAGACGAGGAGGAGCAAAGUGAUGGACAUGGAGAUGGUGCUAUGAUUGGAGAGAGCGAUAAGAAAACAGACUCGAAGGCUCUCGUGAUUGAAAUGAACUUUGCAUUAGGUAUGAUGGACGAGAACGGCAGCGACGGUGAGGAUACGAAUGCUAUCAGCCUGGAUGCACAGACCAAGGCUCCAACAAAUGCUCAUGUAAUUGGUGCGACUUCAGGAUCAUCAACGCAGAAGAAUGAAGACAAGUCAUCGUUUUGUAUGUGGCUGGAAAGGCCCAGUAGUAAGCCACGUCCUUUUAUCCAGGAACUUAAUUGA